Colletotrichum phormii is the source of this 1641-nucleotide messenger RNA. RefSeq names its product alcohol dehydrogenase GroES-like domain-containing protein. The record is from RefSeq and is a predicted model, not a curated record. Bases 412 to 1641 code for a protein of 409 amino acids. Gene Ontology annotation, molecular function: zinc ion binding; oxidoreductase activity. Lineage: Eukaryota; Fungi; Ascomycota; Sordariomycetes; Glomerellales; Glomerellaceae. The transcript has 2 exons.
AGGCGUCUGACUAAAGGGAGUUGGAUAAAUCAUACCCAAAGCAGGCUCACGAGAUUGAUUCUUGGCUCAGUUGCCUUUCUACAUCGAGCAUACCAGACAUUCAACCCUGCUAAACGAGGAGACUUAGGCAUGGGCAAUUGGCUAAACGUACUCAGGUGGUAUUUUCCGCCACCAAAAUGACAAGUUGGGGAUGAUGGGAGCCGAGAAAGGGAUCAGAUAUGUCCCGUUUGGUCUCAAUGGCACUCACCUUGCUGAUGAAGGAAUUAGCAUCUGACAAAGUCGCCUGGCCUCUCAAUCAAGUAACCUUCAAGAUGUAUAAGAAGGCAUAGAAAUGAGAAGACCUGAAACGAUGGCCACAAAAGCCAUCUUUCUCAGCUCAUCCUCAAUUCCUCUUCCUCAAAAACAACAAACAUGACUAAUCAUCAAACCUCACGCCCCAAGACCAUGCGUGCCGUGGUCUGGGAAGGCAAACCCUAUGAGAUGGCUGUCAAAGCGGACAUUCCGGUCCCACAUCUCAAGGAGCCCGAAGACGCCAUCGUCCGCAUCACCACAUCCGCCAUCUGCGGCACCGACUUACACGUCUACCAUGGCAUCAUGUCCAGCGCCGAGGUACCCUACCCCGUAGGCCACGAGGCCAUGGGAAUCGUCGAGGAAGUAGGCGACGCUGUCGACAAUCUACAAGUCGGUGAUCGCGUUGUCGUCUUUGGUCUACCUGAGGACGGCGUCAUCGACACUAACAACCAGAUCUUCCCUCAGCUCGCUGGAUUUGGUCUUGGCAAAGACUUCGGCGAUCUAGGAGGUCUUCAAGCCGAGUACGUCCGCGUACCCUUCGCGGACAGCUCCCUCAUCAAGAUCCCCAAGAAGCUUUCCGACAAGGAGUGGCUCUUCCUCGGCGACAUCUUCCCCACCGCAUGGGAAGGGCUAAGCUGGUCGGGCUUCCAGCCAGGCGACUCCGUUGCUGUCUUUGGCGGCGGUCCCGUCGGCCUGCUCUGCGCCUACAGCGCCAUCAUCCGCGGUGCGAGCCUCGUCUACGUCGUAGACCACGUCCCGCAGCGCCUCGCCAAAGUCGCCAACAUCGGCGCCGUGCCCAUCAACUUCACCAAGGGCGGCGCCUCGGCCUCGGAGCAGAUCCUGGCCCUUCGGCCCGGCGGUGUGAACCGUAGCGUCGACUGCUGCGGUCAGGAGUGCGUCAAUACCGAGUUGAAGGCACAGCAGGACUACAUACUGCGUGAGGCCAUCGCCGUCACCUCUGUCGGCGGAGGGAUCGGGAUCCCGGGCGUCUACUGGGCUCAAGAGAAAAGCGCAGGUGCACCCAACGCGGAGAGGAUGAAGAAGAACCUAAGUUUGCCGAUGAGUGACUUUUGGAUCAAGGCUCUCACUAUGAAGAGUGGCACAGUCCAGGGGCAGCCGACAUUCGCUGCGCUGGUGAAAUUGGUUGAAAGCGGACAGGCGAGACCUGGUUUUAUUGCUACGGCGGAGUAUGACCUCGACGACGCUCCCAAGGCGUACAAGAGGUUUGAUAAGAGGCUUGAGGUCAAGGUCUUGUUCCGCGGCGCUGGCAAGGAGGGAAGAGACGACUACGAGUGGGACGAGGAGGUGGAGUCGAAGAAUCUAAAUCAGGAGGGAGCCGGAACUCGGUAA